CCUGUACUGUGUCCGCAGUCUCUGGUCAUCUCCUGUACUAUGUCCGCAGUCUCUGGUCAUCUCCUGUACUGUGUCCACAGUCUCUGGUCAUUCCCUGUACUGUGUCCGCAGUCUCUGGUGAUCUCCUGUACUAUGUCCGCAGUCUCUGGUCAUCUCCUGUACUGUGUCUACAGUCUCUGGUGAUCUCCUGUACUAUGUCCGCAGUCUCUGGUCAUCUCCUGUAGUAUGUCCGCAGUCUCUGGUCAUCUCCUGUAGUAUGUCCGCAGUCUCUGGUCAUCUCCUGUACUGUGUCUGCAGUCUCUGGUCAUCCCCCCUGUACUGUGUCCGCAGUCUCUGGUCAUCUCCUGUACUAUGUCCGCAGUCUCUGGUCAUCUCCUGUAUAUGUCUGCAGUCUCUGGUCAUCUCCUGUACUAUGUUUGCAGUCUCUGGUCAUCUCCUGUACUAUGUCUGCAGUCUCUGGUCAUCUCCU
This is a messenger RNA of Staurois parvus, 469 nucleotides long. The record is from the annotation of a GenBank genome assembly. NCBI's taxonomy places the organism in Eukaryota, Metazoa, Chordata, Amphibia, Anura, Ranidae.